GACAGAAUGUGAAAUAUGACCCCUAGUGGUUUUGACAGUUGGUGCCGUGGAAAAAACGUGAUUUUAUGGUGUUUAAAUUUUGUAUGUUGUGAUAAAAUUGAUAAAUAAUGGACUAAUACGAGCAUUAAUAGACUCAAAAUGGCUUUCAAGACCGCAUUCACGGCAGCCCUAAAGGGGCUGACGUCGGUGGACCCCAAUGGCGUGCAGUUUUUAUUGUUUAGCGACGAUGAUAUCCGAAAACUCAGUGUUGCGAAAAUAACUAAUACCCAGACGUUUGACUCAAUGGGUAACGCUACAAAAGGGGGGCUUUAUGAUCCCGCGCUAGGACCUAUCAGAGACAGAAACGAGCUAUGUGGAACUUGCAGCAAUCCUCUCCUUCAUUGCCAAGGGCAUUUUGGACACAUUGAACUACCUUUGGUCGUAGUCAACCCCUUGUUCAUUAAAAAUAUCUACACACUGUUCCGAAUCAGCUGUUUAAAAUGCUGCAAAAUGCAACUAAAUGACAAAAUGAAAACUCUCUUGACGCUUCAGUUGCAAUUAGUGGAUGUUGGGCAGGUGACUGCAGCUUUAGACCUGGAAAAUCUGUACAACAAUGAUGCUAUUUGGGGAGAUAAAAAAGACAAUGUUCCCAAAAUUAUCAGGAAAUAUCAAAAACUAUUAAAACAAAAUGAUCCGGUGGCUGAAACUUUUAGUAACAAAAAUUCUGAUAGAUUGAGAUCAAAAAUUGUUAAUAAUGUUUUCAAAUCUGUCAGCACAUCAAAGUUGUGCUUGCAUUGUAAAGGUAGAAUAAUAAAAGUGACAACAUCGGAGAACAGAAUAAUGCACACAUUCAUUAGUGAUAACAAGGAAACAAAAGGGAUCAAAAUAUUAAUGCCUGAUGAAAUAAAACGGUACUGUACUUCUAUAGCACAGAAUAAUGAAGAUAUUUUGAAAGAAUGCUUUCCAAUAUUGAAGCAUUCAAAAACAGAUCCUGCGACAAACAUCUUUUUCAUGGAAAUUAUUCCAGUUAUACCACCGUCUUUACGACCAUGCAAUGUGUUGAGGGGUGAAGUUGUUGAACAUCCCCAGAACAAUAUCUACAAGGCAAUUAUGACUAUGUCGUACAAUGCUCGUGCUGUUUUACAAGUACUUGCCUCACCUACUCAGAAAACAGUGGAUAAUUUGGAUCAAGAACCAAGGCAGGCUUAUGAAAGUGUUCACGGUGCCAGUGCUGCUGAAAAACUUCAUACAGUGUGGCAAGAUUUGCAAAAAUAUGUCAACUUUAUCCUAAAUUGUGAAGGCCAAAGCUUAACUAGUUUAGGACUCAAACAAGUAAUUGAGAAGAAAACUGGAGUCAUAAGAAUGCACAUGAUGGGUAAAAGAGUCAAUUUUGCAGCCCGUUCAGUCAUCACUCCAGAUCCUAAUGUGGACAUUGAUGAAAUUGGUAUUCCCGAUGCAUUCGCUACAAAACUCACAUAUCCAGUGCCAGUGACCGAGUGGAAUGUGGAGGAGUUGAGGAAAAUGGUGAUAAAUGGGCCUAAUAAACACCCCGGAGCAGAGAAACUUGAAAUAGAAAAUGGAAGGGUGAUUUUGAUUCCAGCAGAUUCCAUUCAGAAGAGAAAAAGUAUAGCAAAGAGACUGUUGACUCCUGAUGAGUAUAAAAAGUCUAGCCUGAAGAUUGUACAUAGGCACUUAGUUAAUGGAGAUGUUUUGAUAUUGAACCGGCAGCCAUCGCUCCACAAGCCUAGUAUGAUGGCUCACCGAGCAAGGAUCUUAAAAGGAGAGAAAACCCUAAGAUUGCAUUAUGCCAACUGCAAAUCCUACAAUGCUGAUUUUGAUGGUGAUGAAAUGAAUGCACAUUUUCCACAAAAGGAAAUAGCCAGAAGUGAAGCUUACCACAUUAUGUCAGUAAGAAAACAAUAUCUGGUACCCAAAGAUGGCACCCCACUCAGUGGGCUGAUUCAAGAUCAUGUCAUUUCUGGAGUGAAAAUGUCACUAAGGGGAACAUUCUUCACCAAAACAGACUACCAGCAGCUGGUCUUCCAAGCCUUGUCUAACCAUAGAGGAGAGAUUAAACUGCUGCCUCCUACUAUACUGAAACCAAUGGUACUCUGGUCUGGGAAGCAAGUGUUAUCCACCAUCAUUAUCAACAGUAUCCCAAAAGGUAAACCAUACCUUUCUUUGACUAGCAAUGCAAAAAUUAGCUCAAAAGCGUGGCAGAAAACACCCCCAAGACCUUGGAAAGCUGGUGGGUCUAAAUUAGAAGGAGAUAACAUGACAGAGGCUGAAGUGAUCAUACAAAAAGGUGAACUGCUGUCGGGCGUCUUGGAUAAAACCCACUAUGGAGCGACGCCUUAUGGUCUUGUGCAUUGUAUGUAUGAGCUAUAUGGCGGAGACAGUUCCAGUGCCCUGCUCAGCUCGUUUUCAAAGGUGUUCAGCUUCUAUCUUCAAUGGAUUGGAUUUACACUUGGCGUAAAAGACAUUUUGGUUGUGGAGGAAGCCAAUAAAAAACGAGAUGACUACAUCAGCUUGGUGAGAAACACAGGAAAAAUUGCCGCGGCUAAAGCUACUGACUUGCCUGUAGAUGUCGAUGAUAACACAUUGAAGGAAACUAUUGAAGAGAUGAUGCAAAAAGACCCGAAAUUCAGAGCUAAUUUAGAUAGGCAGUAUAAAAAUUUGCUUGAUACACACACAAACAGCAUAAAUACUGCUUGUUUGACAGAGGGAUUGCUGGAAAAGUUCCCGUAUAACAAUCUCCAGUUGAUGGUACAGUCUGGGGCAAAAGGUUCCACUGUCAACACUAUGCAAAUCUCUUGCCUGCUUGGUCAGAUCGAGUUGGAAGGCAAACGUCCACCCCUCAUGAUAUCUGGACGGUCCCUCCCUAGCUUCCCACCUUACGACGUUUCGCCUCGAGCUGGUGGCUUCAUAGACGGACGCUUUAUGACAGGAAUUCAGCCACAGGAAUUCUUCUUCCAUUGUAUGGCUGGUCGUGAAGGUCUUAUUGAUACCGCCGUCAAAACCAGUAGAUCCGGUUACUUGCAACGAUGCCUGAUCAAGCAUCUUGAAGGUUUAAGCGUGGGAUACGAUCACACCGUAAGAGAUGGCGACGGUAGCGUCAUCCAGUUCGCUUACGGUGAAGACGGGCUUGAUGUUCUAAAAUGCCAAUUCCUUAAAGGAAAACAAUUCGGGUUCCUGGAUGUGAACGCCGGUGCUGUUGUCAGCAAAUCUGUCAUCAACACACUGAAAGAAGACUCUGACAACAAAAGCAUUGCAAAAGCGCAAAAAUCAUUAAAGAAAUGGAAGAAAAAACAUGGCGAUCCCUUUGCAAAAGUACGAACGAGCCCGUUUACAGAGUUUUCGAAGGUGGCUCGUAACAACAUUGACUUGGACGAGAAACCGACUGAUGAAACAAGAGACCCCUAUUACUGGGAACUAGAAAAAAUGUGGCGUUCGCUUGAUGAGGAAGAAAGACAACAAUACGCUAGAAAAAAAUGCCCAGACCCCAUCCCAAGCAAAAUAUCGCCAGAAUUCAAAUUUGGAGCUAUAAAUGAGCAGUUAGAUGGCAUUAUACACAGUUAUUUGAAAAACCGGAAGGAAAAUGCAUUCACAAAACUGACUGACAAAGAGAAGUUUACAGAAGUGAUCAACGCUAAAUACCUAGAAUCCAUGGCGGAUCCGGGCGAACCCGUCGGUCUUCUCGCAGCUCAGUCGAUCGGAGAGCCCUCCACGCAGAUGACACUGAACACCUUCCAUUUCGCCGGUCGUGGUGACAUGAACGUGACCCUCGGUAUCCCACGUCUCAGAGAAAUUCUGAUGACGGCGUCGCUCAAACUUAAAACACCAAACAUGGAUAUACCGUUCAAGGACCUUCCUGAUUUAAACAAGAAAGCUGAAAGGUUGAGACAGAAACUGAACAGAGUGACGGUAGCUGACGUGUUGGAGAAGAUUGACGUGGACUGCGAGAUAGUGACUGAGCCGAAUCGACAGUUAAAGACCACGUUGAAAUUCUGGUUCCUGCCAAAAGCGCAGUACAAGACUCAGUACGCGGUUAAGCCGAAGCAAAUUAUAAAUCAUAUGGCUAGGAAAUUCUUUGCGGAGAUGUUCGUAGCGGUGCGGAAGCAAGCUAGGACUUCGAGCGGGGUUGUGUGGUCGGCAGAGAAGAAGAAGCGGCCGCGCCGGCGGGACGAGGACGACGAGGAAGACGUCGGGGAGGAGGCGCCGGCCGAGAAGGAGCCCGCGGCCGACCCCGACGACAGCUCGGACGACGAACCGACCAACGACGACGACGACGCUACUCAGGUGAAGAAGCGAAAUAAAAGAGCAGAAGAACAAGAAUACGAGGAUCCAGAGUCAGAAGACGAAGAAAAGUCAGACGACGAAGAUAUGAAUGACGACCAGGCCGGAGACAAUGAUAACGCGGACAAAGACAACGGCGAAGCGGCCGACGUGUCAGCCGCCGACAAAACAACCAUGCACGAAGUUGUAAGCAAGAUCGACAGCGCUACCAACUACAGUUUCGACACCAAAAACCACCAAUGGUGUGAACUAACCGUGCUCUUCCCUAUAGCAUUCCUUAAAGUCGAUCUAUCACAAGCACUCAGAGACGCCGCUGCAAAAUCAGUCAUACGCGAAGUCAAAAAUAUCAAGCGAGCGAUCACCAACAGGGAAAACAAUGUACUAUUCCUCAAGACGGAUGGUAUAAACAUUGUUGAAAUGUUCAAAUAUGACGAUUUGCUGCACGUUGACAAACUGUACAGCAACGAUGUUCAUGCUAUAGCUCGAACUUACGGCAUCGAGGCAGCUAACAAGGUGAUUAUUAAGGAGAUUAAGAACGUGUUCAACGUUUAUGGAAUUACGGUGGAUCCGAGACAUUUGUCACUGAUAGCGGACUACAUGACUUACAAUGGGGUUUUCGAGCCGAUGAGUCGAAAAGGAAUGGAAGCCUCGACGUCUCCUUUGCAGCAGAUGUCUUUCGAGUCUUCAAUUGUAUUCCUAAAGGAGGCUGUGUUGAAUGCUAAGGUGGAUAAGAUCACUUCGGCGUCGAGUUGCCUGAUGUUAGGACAGCCUUGCAGAUGUGGGACAGGCGCGUUCGACGUACGGCCGCUCAUAAAGCCGAUAAAUAAUAAGAAAAAGUUUGAUGAAGAUGAAUAGAGCUAUUGUACUGCCAUAGUUAAGCCACUUUAUUGUUAAAUUAAUAUGUACAUAACUACCCUCAUUUAUAGCUUUGGGCUGUGAAGGUAACCGAGAAAAUUGAUUUGAUAAGAGGGUGUUAGGAUAACAGUAUACCUUUCUUCUGAAAUGAAAAUAUUUUUAAAUGACUUAGCAAUAAAUGCCAAAAUGUCUAUAA
Messenger RNA from Leguminivora glycinivorella, 5326 nucleotides. It is a transcript of the gene RpI1, whose product is annotated as DNA-directed RNA polymerase I subunit RPA1. Lineage: Eukaryota; Metazoa; Arthropoda; Insecta; Lepidoptera; Tortricidae. The record is from RefSeq and is a predicted model, not a curated record. Gene Ontology annotation, molecular function: DNA binding; DNA-directed RNA polymerase activity. Bases 139 to 5130 code for a protein of 1663 amino acids. The transcript is spliced from 3 exons. Gene Ontology annotation, biological process: DNA-templated transcription. Gene Ontology annotation, cellular component: RNA polymerase I complex.